GCGAUCGCGAGUGGUUAAGUUGGAUAUUGCCUAGGUAUUCUUAUUAUAUUAGGCAGUGCAGUGGAACACGGCAUCCGGUAAAGGGGCGGAACACAUGCCGCGGUAGUUUCGACGUAAAAAUGAUGCCACUGGGAAAACAGCGUACAGCUUAGAGCGCAAGCUGUCAGUCAGAUAAUUAUAUAAAUAACAUCGAUUACGCUGGCGAUAAAAAGGAUAACAGAAAUUCUUCUAAAUCCGCAAAACUACAUUUUUCUCAGGGUAUCAAAUAGUUAUUUAAUCUUCACUGCUACUUCCUGAACAGAUCUCCCUCUAUCUGUAACUACCCCUCCGAUAACCAUGAUAUCCCAAGAAAUCCAACUCAUCGCCAUCAUGAAGCCAUUGCCGGGCAAGAUUGAUGAGCUCGCCGCUCACCUAGUUGAAACAGGCAAAAAUAUUCAGCACACUGAACCUGGCACUUUAGCUUGGUAUGUUGUGCAACCAGAGGGAGGAGACGAACUAAUUGCUGUGGAAAGAUACAAGGAUGCCGAGUCUCUGAAGCUGCAUAGCAAGUCCGGCCACCUGAAGGCCCUCACUGAGGCUGCGGGCCCGCUAUUGAGGGAGCCGCCUACAAUCAAGGCCGGGCGCCAAAUUGCCGGGUUUAGGAGGGAGGAGAAGUUGUAAGGUUUUUUUUCUUUUUUUUUUUUUUUCGGCGCCAUGUUUUGGCGGGGGAGGGGAGAAGUUUCUUAUUGUUUUUAUCAUUGAGACAAUGUACAUAUUUAUAUAUGCGGGAUGACCGUUAUGGUUUUAAUUGAGCUAUGUAACAAAUGGACACCCUCUUGCGCAUACACAUUUACAAAAUUGGAUUGAACAUGAGCAGUGGGCAGAGGGAUGAAUCUGACUGAGACACGUCCGACCAUUAUUAUUACAGUUUUGGGAAGCAGAAAUUUUCCGAUACUCUUCCGAUAAACUGUAAAAUCACAUUUCGGGUUUUGUACUUACAUUUGGUGAGAAUUUUCUACAAGUUAUAUAAGUUAUUAGCAAAGCUGUACUCCGUACUAACUAGUGAGUUAUAAAAUUUUCUAUACAUAAUAAUGCGGGGAGCUGAUAAGGCUCGCUGUGCCCUUGCUCUGUAGCGGGCGAAGCUACAUGUAUGUAUGCUUUUCUAUAAUUUGUUUCCAGAGGCUAAAAUAUCCAACAGUUGCACGACAGGACAUGGGUUGAGCAGCGGCAGCAGCAGCAGCGCCAUCCUCGCAACAGCAACAGAGCAACAGCAGUGUAGAGUGCGCUCUAACAUGUGUGGGAGGAGAAAUGGGAUUGGACAUCCCAAUCAUUGCGAGGUCAUUUCGGGUGAUUCCAUCCAACAAGCUUUCGAAGAAAGUAGCCAUUUUAAAUAAUAUAUCUAGAGCAGCAACGAAACCUGUCGCUUGCUAUCUCCACGUCUAGUGAUCGGGAUACAAUCACCCUUGUCCAUGGUUGGAUGUAGCUAGUCAGCUAAAGAGACAACCCGGGAUGGGCCACAUGGAGGCGGCGGCACAGACUAGCUGCACGGAACAUCGAGGAGUUCGAGUCGCACAUAUAUA
Molecule: messenger RNA, 1559 nt
Organism: Blastomyces gilchristii SLH14081
Lineage: Eukaryota; Fungi; Ascomycota; Eurotiomycetes; Onygenales; Ajellomycetaceae
Exons: 3
Coding region: 337-660 (107 amino acids)
Source: RefSeq, a predicted model, not a curated record